Micromonas commoda is the source of this 768-nucleotide messenger RNA. RefSeq lists its product with no specific name. Lineage: Eukaryota; Viridiplantae; Chlorophyta; Mamiellophyceae; Mamiellales; Mamiellaceae. The transcript has 2 exons. Bases 1 to 768 code for a protein of 255 amino acids. Gene Ontology annotation, molecular function: protein binding. The record is from RefSeq and is a predicted model, not a curated record.
AUGAACGCGAGGCAGAACUUCCACCUUAAUUUCUACGCCGGCGAUCCGUCCACGGCGGAUGCGACGCCGGUCAGCACGAGGCCCAUCGGGACGCUCUACGACCAGCGGAUGGCGCAUCGCUUCAUGGACGAGGACUCGCUCAUGACGGACGGCCUCGCCUUUCUGGAGGCGAAGGUGGGCAAGGACCACCCGUACGUCGCGGAGCUGUGCGCCGAGCUGGGUAUGAUACACAUGGAGGACGAGAACUUCAAGAAAGCGAGCUUUCUCCUGGAGCGCGCGUGGAGGAUCUUCCGGGAGAAGCUCGGCAAGUUCGACGCGCAGACCCUGCUGGCGCAGGAAGGUCUCUCCAUGACCCUACACAUGCUGGGAGAGCACGCCCGGGCAGACGCGCUGUUCGACGCGGCGAUGGCGGGCAUAGAGGACAUUUACAAGAAACACCACCAGAAAAAGGCGGCGGAGGAGGCGGCGCGGCGCGAGGAGACGCGACACGCCAACUUUCUGUCGAGGUACGAGCGCAGGAACUCGCCGCCGUCCGCGCCGGUGGGCGCCGGGCACGCCGGAAAGUGGGGGAAAGUAGCCGCGACCAGGACGGCGCUGCGUAACCUGACCAACGCUAAGGGCGCGGGUACAAAAGUCGACGGCAGAGGCGGGCAUGCGGGGGCCGAUGACGGCGCCGAAGGCCCGAGGGAUGACCGGCGCCGGGCCGAGCCCGAGAACGGCGCGAGGGAUAACUGGCGCAAGGCCAAGCUCAAAACCGCCGCCGACUAG